This is a messenger RNA of Darwinula stevensoni, 1358 nucleotides long. The record is from the annotation of a GenBank genome assembly. Lineage: Eukaryota; Metazoa; Arthropoda; Ostracoda; Podocopida; Darwinulidae.
GCAAGAGUGAGGAAACACUUUACAACGUGUCUUCCACCUGCCGGGCUUCGUUGAGAGAGAAGUAACUUUGGAAAAUGAAACGUGUCCUUGUUUACGGUGGCAGAGGUGCCUUGGGCAAUGCUUGCAUAUCCCAUUUCAAAAAUAGCAACUGGUGGGUGGGGAAUAUUGAUGUUUCUAAAAGUGAUCAGGCUGACGCAAAUAUCACCGUGAAUCCGGAAGAAAGCUGGGUUCAGCAAGAGGCGUCCGUCGUGGAAGCUCUCCAGCAGGUUCUGGGAGGAGGAGGGAAGGUUGAUGCUAUUCUCUGCGUUGCUGGUGGUUGGGCAGGUGGAAAUGCAGCUUCCAAGGAAAUGGUAAAAAAUGCAGAUGCGAUGUGGAGAACCAGUGUUUGGCCUUCUACAGUAGCUGCACAUCUUGGGGCGCACUUCUUAAAUGAAGGUGGUAUGGUUGCAUUCUGUGGGGCUAAGGCUGCUUUGGAAGGAACUCCUGGGAUGAUUGGUUAUGGGAUGGCAAAGGCAGCUGUUCAUCAUUUGGUGAAAUCAUUGGCAGCUGAAAAGAGUGGCUUGCCAUCAGCUGCCCUGCCAGUUGCUGUUUGCCCUGUUACUCUUGAUACCCCAAUGAAUCGCAAGUUCAUGCCCAAGGCAGAUGUCUCCACAUGGACUCCCUUAUUCUUUGUAGCCGAGCUGUUUCAUAAUUGGGCCGAAGGGAAAGAAAGACCUGUGCCAGGAAGUCUCAUACAAUUGAUAACUAAGGAUGGACAAACGAGUCUAAUUCCUGCAUGAGGUGUACCUGCUUCAGUUUCUGUGGCAGCUAAAGCUUUCUGUCACUCUCUAGAUUCUUUUUUUUUAGAGUUGGCUGAGUUAUUUCUUUUAGAAAAUGAUCAUGGGGAAAUCAAGUUCAUUAUUUCCUUCAGUUAUUAUUAGUUCUCAGUUCUGGUAGCACACAAACUGGAGUGACAUAUAUGAAGGAACAGACAUAAUGGAACCAUUGUAGAUUAUUUCUAUAUCUUCUCCAGAGUUAGCAGUUCAAUGGUUUCACUAAGUAAAGGUAAUGGACCUUAUAGGUUUCAGUAAUACAGCACACAUUAAAUGAAGAAUUCCAUUCUUUAACCUGCAUGCCUAUGCUUUUCAGUGUCCACAUUCCAUUAAUCUAGGAUUUAUACUUCUGUUUUUUUGUAAGCCCCAGAACGGCCAGAAAGUUAUGGUGCUUUUUGUGAUUAUUGUGCCAAUGUUUCAUGUGUCCUUUACAUCUCAAUGCUAUGUCUUCCUGUGAAGCUUCAAACAUAUCAUGUCAUGUGCAAUACUGCUUAUCCUGUCAAAGUCAAGCACAAAAUACAAAUUGGCUUUUAGUAUCCAUAUACA